This is a messenger RNA of Xiphophorus couchianus (Monterrey platyfish), 9310 nucleotides long. RefSeq names its product protein phosphatase, Mg2+/Mn2+ dependent, 1E (gene ppm1e). Lineage: Eukaryota; Metazoa; Chordata; Actinopteri; Cyprinodontiformes; Poeciliidae. The record is from RefSeq and is a predicted model, not a curated record. Gene Ontology annotation, biological process: protein dephosphorylation; negative regulation of protein kinase activity. The coding region runs from base 1194 to 2981 and encodes 595 amino acids. Gene Ontology annotation, molecular function: protein serine/threonine phosphatase activity; cation binding. The transcript is spliced from 8 exons. Gene Ontology annotation, cellular component: nucleus.
CAACGCUAAACAUUGUUUCUUUUUAUUUAUUGCAUUUAUUCAAUUAGGGAUAAUUACAAAUACAUUUAUAUCUUCUAGUGUUAAAGCAGCGUCUGUCCUCUGGAGGCGUUUAAAGGAUAAGAAAAAUAAGAAAAUAAAAAUGUGCAAAACAGCAUGCUAUAAUCUGUGUAGCACAGAAACUACGAGCUUUAAAAGAACAAUGUCAUUUAUAGGAUCAGGAUGUGUUUGCUGUUCUGUAUGUGUAACUGUUUGACCUCUGACCUUUUCGCUUAUUUAAGGUCAGCUGACGUCAUGUGAUCCACUAACGGUUUAAGCUCCACAUUCACUCUCCUCCCUCUGAGGGAUUAGCGUCUCUAACGAGCGACAGGCUGAAGCCGUCACUCCUCUCAGAGACAAGAAAAGAGAAUUUCAUCUAAAAACAUAACCAUCUUCAGAUCAGGCUGACCUCUGACCUCUGGUCUGAACCUUCAGAUCAGAUUCUAAUUCAAUUAGUCAAAAUCCAAAUAAAUACCUAAACAUUCGCUGGUGUAUGUCAGUAAUAUUGUUAUGAAAAUAAUCACAUAACUGUUUCAGGAAACCGUCUCGGAUUUAUUCAGCAGAAAUUAAAUUAUUCAUGCAGCAAAAACAAUCUGAGCAAAUCUGAGAGAAAGUCUGAAUUCUUUGUGUUCUUGUCAUUAACAGGAUUUUCAAUAUCGUUUUUUUCCAGCAUUGUGUUUUUUUCUUGGUUAUGGAAAGAUAAAUAAAUUCUGAGAAAAACGUCAGAAUAAUUGUUUUCAUUCCUCUCCCAUGCAGCUCUGACUAUGAAUGAUAAAAAUGAUGAACUUAUUCAAAUAAAAAGUCCGGGAGAGAUUGCUGAUUAGAUUAGAUUUGAUUUCAAGGUCACUGCUCUUCUUCCCAACACUCAUCCUCCUCCGUGAUGGCAUCUCCACUAAAAGCUCUCGGACGUCAAAGCAAGCGGCGCUGGCUGCGUGCGCGUUCACGUCAAACGCCGUCUUCCCUCUGACGUCACCGCCUCCUGAUCAGCCGAAAUCCCUGAUAACGCGACGCGCGCUCCCGCUCGGCUCUGAAUGGGGGCUCGGUCCAGGCGGUGACAGCUCGUCCAGUCCGUCUGAUCCACGGUCCGCCGCUCCGACACCACCGGCCGUCCUCGGGCCCCGCUCCUCCGGUUCUGCACAGGUAUUCAGGAAUGAGAAAUGAUGGCCGGCUCUGCAGCAGAGGAGAAAACCUUCCGCCGGUUCCUGGAGCUGUUUGUCCGGGAGAUGAGGCUGCCUCUGCAGGAGGGCGACCCGGUGCCGAUGCGCCCCUUGUCGGACCUGGUGACGGAGGACGAGGUGGAGGGGGAAUGCCUGGACCUGUGCCUGCAGCACCUCUACAAAUAUAACUGCCCCUGCUCGCUGGCGGCCGCUCUGGCCCGCGCCACCGCAGACAGCCUGCUCCAGUCCGAUCUGCCCAUCCAGAACCUCAACAAGGCCGUAGAAGACGGCGCCGACCCGUUGCCACAGAUGGAGUCGGUGAAGAUGGCGCGGUUGGUUUUUAACAGACUGUUUGAGAUUUGCUGCCUGUGGCAGAAGGAGCUGCCGUUCCGCCGCCGCCCGCAGCCGUACUACGAAACGUCCAUCCACGCCAUCAAGAACAUGAGGCGCAAGAUGGAGGACAAGCACGUCAUCAUCCCCGACUUCAACACACUCUUCAACAUUCAGGAUCAAGAGGAACAGGCGUUCUUUGCUGUGUUUGACGGACACGGCGGCGUGGAUGCAGCUAUUUAUGCCGCCAACCACCUUCAUGUCAACCUGUUCCACCAGGAAUCCUUCAGCCAGGAUCCCAGCGACGCUCUGUGCCGCGCCUUCAAGCUGACGGACGAGCGCUUCGUGAAGAAAGCCUCACGAGAACACCUGCGCUGUGGAACCACCGGGGUGGUGACGUUCCUGCGAGGCCGGACGCUGCAUGUCGCCUGGCUGGGAGACUCCCAGGUGAUCCUGGUGCGGCGAGGGCAGGUGGUGGAGCUGAUGAAGCCACACAAACCAGACAGAGAGGACGAGAAGCAGAGGAUCGAGGCUUUGGGAGGAUGUGUGAUUUGGUUUGGCACAUGGAGAGUCAACGGGAGUCUGUCUGUAUCCAGAGCAAUAGGCGACUCUGAGCACAAGCCGUACAUCUGUGGGGACGCCGACCACGGCAUCUUCCCAUUGGAUGGCUCAGAGGACUACCUGAUCCUGGCCUGCGACGGGUUCUGGGACACGGUGAGUCCCGAGGAGGCGGUGCGUGUCGUCAGCGACCAUCUGCAGGAGAACGCUGGCGACACCACCAUGGUGGCCCACAAGCUGGUGGCCUCCGCCCGAGACGCAGGCUCCAGCGACAACAUAACUGUCAUAGUGGUGUUCCUGCGCGACCCACGCUCCCCGCCGCCCGCCAGCACGGAGGACGAAGAGGAGGGCGGGGCGGAGGAGCCGGUGGAGGAGGAGGAGGUCACCGAGGUGGAGGAGGAGGAGCAGGAAGAAGAGGAGGAAGAAGAUGAAGCAAUGAGAGUAGAGCGAGACGGAGGCGAGGGAGGCAGCGCCGCAGACGUGGGAGGAAAAAGCCGCGGCGGCUGGCCGCUGCAGCAGUGCUCGGCUCCAGCGGACCUCGCCUACGAAGACCGGACGGACUCAUUCACGGACAGAACCAGCCUCAGCUUGCUGGGGCCGUCGCUGGAGAGCCACAUCAGCCCCAGCAGCUACCGGGGAGCGCGCCCCCUGAGACGCAGGCCGCGCUUCCCGUUCCAGCAGCCCGGCGCCGCCGGCUUCACGGACCCACUGUGGCCCCAAACGGCCGCGCUUUUAGGCCAAGCGUCCAGGCGAAGCCGCGUCAGCCGCCGAUUGGGUCGGAGGUGGCCGAGCAGAUCCAAAGAGCUGCUGGGUCUGAUACCGUCGGGCCACACGCAGAGUUCCGCCCCCAGGAGGCCUGGAGUGGCAGUGCCUCACCGGCCCUAUGAUGCCACCAUCUGAAGGGAGGCGGCGCCCUCUGCUGACCCCAAGUGGCGUUUCUGAGUGACGCUGUCUCUCAAGAGCAAACUCUGAUUGGCCAGAUCCCACUGCAGAAAUGUGUCCAAAAUUAUCAUCAUUAUUAAAAAGUUGAGCAACAAAAUAAGAAGCUGAGGGUUCAACUUUUUCAGAAUAAGUUACAAUUUUUGAGUGAUGUAUUUAAAAUUGUUUUGUUUUGAACUAUUUUUCUUAGUGUCACAUUAUUUCAGGAACUAAAAGGGUUUUUGUUUUAAAGUAUCAACAUUCAUCCCUACCUACUUAUAAUCGCCUGAAAAAUGGCUCCUGUUUGCUACUAAAACAGAAGCUCUUAUUUUGAAAUGUAAGCAGACUUUCUCUGUUAAGAGAAGGCGCUAUCUAGACGCAACUAACGGCGCUAAUGCUAACACAAAAUGUCCGCCAUUACCACAUCAAAGUGCUUAAACUGUAACUAAUCCCAAAGUCUUUUCUGGGUUACAACAGCAAGCCUGUGUAACUAAGAAAAUAAAGGACAGUUUGAUGCCAAAGACGUCAGCUAGCAACAUUUAAAAAGAAAAUCUAGUGACAGAUGUUAAUUUGGUCCAAUCAGGUGUGGCUCUUGAGAAACGCAUUGCUUUGGAAACGCUGCUUCACCUGCAGAGACUCCCGUCUGUCUGAAGGUUCAGCCAAACCAAACCGUUUCCGUGGUUCUUCACUUCUCCCCUUUGCCUUCAACCACAUAUUUCUUUGAUAGUAAGUAGUUGUGGCUCCUGCAGUCAUUCUGUGAUAAUCAGUGGAUGUUAGAGGACCGCUACUCUGUCCGAAACGUUUCUCACUGUAAGCUGAACACUAAACCUGCUGCCGCUUUAGACCCAAACAUCCUCUCUGUGACUUCUGACCAGCCGGUAUGAAGCCAGAGCUCCAAAUGCUGGACAGUCGGAUGUUUUCACAGGUUGAAUGUGACGUAAAUGUUUUAAAAAAGCCACUGUAGUUCUACCUGCAUGUGGAGCAGAGCGGUUACUGCAGACAACACAAAUAAAGUCGGAGCUGUCUCACUUCAGGAAAAAGAAACAGAAAUUUCAAGUAAAUUGUGAAAUCAGUCUCCUGGACUCCAACACCUGAUAUUAGUUUAGUUAGAGUUUAGUUCUGUUUUGGGCUGUGAACGCCUCAAGUGAUUAGAAAUAUUAACUUCCAUUCAUUUAUUUCUGUGCCUCUGUAGAGAGAAGUUAUUUCCUGAACUUCUCUCUCACAGCAGCUCAUGUUAACUCAUUUUGUUUGGCAUUCAGUAAUGUAAUAAUUUAGUGUAUCUCACCACACUCGUACGUUUUUAAAGACUUGCAUAUUGUAACCAUGGCGACGACUUUUUCAUUGUAGACACUUUCACAAAAACACAACAAAUCCAGGAAGUAUUCGCAUCUCUACAUGUUGCAGGGAGAAACUUUCCUCGGUCCAAGAAAUCUUCCUCAUUUUAGCAAGAUGAAAAAACCCAAACCCUCAUUAAAACCAAAAUCUGUUCUCUUAAAUAAAGAAGGUUGUUGCAGUAAAACAGUGAAAAUCUCUUCAGAUUUUUACAUGUCGCCUGGAGGAAACAUGGUUAGUGUCUUUUUAACAAGUCGUAAUUGGUCAGAGGAGUGAAUUUUGAUGUUUUUUACGAUCAUGCAAACGUCAACAUCAGACGAAAUGAGUCUGGAUUCGCUUCUAGCCAGAAACACCCAACAGUAACAUUUUCUCUUUUGCAAAAUUUUAAAACUUUCCUCAAAAUUCGCUUGAUGAUCGAAUGACAACAUCCAAUCUGCACUUUGACCUGAAGCGUAAUGAACCCACUCCCAAAGCCAAGCCCCGCCCCUGGCCAGCAAAGUGGGCGGAGCCAAGAGACACGUGAGGGAGGGGCUGCGAUCAGAACGCAGCAAUAACUGGUGUCGACUCGUCCACUGUGUCGCUAAAUUGAUCCAUUUUUCAGACAACUGACUUUUUUCAAAACUAGCGAGUGAUAAAUCCAGCCUAACCUCAGUGUUGGAGGUUUUAUUGGCGACAGUCCUGAGCCAGCAGCGAGAGCCGCCAUUAGCCACAGUUAGCUGUCAUUAGCCACUGUUAGCUGUCAUUAGUUGCUGUUAGCCACAGUUAGUUGUCAUUAGCCACUGUUAGCUGUCAUUAGCUGCUGUUAGCCACAGUCAGCUGUCAUUAGCCGCAGUUAGCUGCCGUUGGCUCCUCCAUCUUCCUCAGCACUGCAGCCAGUCUGAGCUGUUCCACUCUGUCAAUAUUGCAAAUAAAUCACAGAUUUGUAAAGUUGUGUAUUGAUCAAUGGUCACCGGUCGCCAUGGCAACGCUAGCCACUCCAGAUCCUGACCCGUCCAGGGAGGAAGCGCUGUGCUUUUAUACAGGAAGUGAUGAAGUUUUACUAAUCUGCUGCAACCAAAAAAAAAUUCAACGUCACUGUUUGAGCCAAAUAAAUCCAGAUUAGAAGAAAACGUCAAAAUAAUCAAUUUGGACAAUUUAUCAAACAAAAAGUCGACUUGGGCGAGUUUCACUUUCUGCUCUCAUUAAACCAGAUGCACUUUAGCUCAACUCUGAGUACAAAAGUGUAUGAGUACUUAUGCACCUAUAAUGUUUAAUUUGUACAACAGAAUACUAGAAAAUAAAACUAUUAAAUUAGUAGAAUAAUGUCAGAGUAUUACGACUUUAUUCUGGUUUGAUUAUUCCCAAUCGUUCUCUUAUCACUCUUGUUUUACUGUCAAUUUAUCCUUGUAUUAUUUUGACUCUAUUCUCAUGAUUUUAUAGUUUAUUCCUGUAAGUUUGUCUUUUUUAUUUUUUAUUAGUAUGUCCCAAAUGCUUGGUAGGAAAAUGUCUUUAUAAAUGUCCGAAUAUAUAUAUUUUUCCUCUUUAUGGCCGAUUUUAGUUCCAUUUUUUCUUCAAAUAGGUUUUAGAAAAAGUUUCCAAGUUCAAAAACAUGGAGAAUACAAAGAGGUGUGAAUAACGUCUGCUGGCACUUUACAUUCUGAUUAAUAUUUUUCCUUCAUUGCCACUAACAGAUAUUGGACCAAAUCUUUCUGUCCACCCUGGAAAGAGAAAUAUUCUGUGAUUUUGCUCCUUUCUUAUGAAUACAGAGUGAAAAAUAUCCUGUUUCUGGGAGGUGGAUGCUAAAUGACGCUAAUGGCUGAUCCUGCUUCUCUCUGGAUGAUUUGCUUUCAUAUAAGGCUGCAGACGCUGUUCUGCCGCACCAUUCAGUCAGUGACCCAGCAAUUAUCCUACAACAAUUUGUCUACUCUUAAAAGCAUUAACUGUCGGAUUAUGAAAGAUUAGAUUUCACUUACCUGAAUAAAUGCCUCAUGCAGUCCAGAUGGGAUGUCCUCUGGGGUUAAUGGACUUUUAGGUGGAAGAAUAUUGAGAUAUAUGCAUAUAUUUUUAAUAGUCUAAUAGUUUUAACUAUUUGCUUUAACUAAAAACUCAGAUAUUCUUCAAAGGCUUGAUCAAAUUAAUAUUAGUAGGAAAGCGGCAGACUUUCCUCAAUCUGGAUUAUUUAUUGCAAGAUUAAUGAAUCUAAAAGAAAAGUGCUGGGAAGUUUGACAAAAGUUUAAUAACUAAAAGGGAAAUUUAAAACCACUGAUAAAUAUGAAAGUCCAACCUGCAGCUGUUUAGCUUAGCUCAGAUCGAAAACCCAUUUCUGUUGAAGCUAACAUCAAGCUUGUCCAUCAUACUGAAAUUCACAGAAAGGGAUUUUCUUCUAACUUUGUUAAACUUAAAGAUGUUGGUCAAUCAAGGAAUGAUGUAAAUAAAACCUGUAUGAGAGACAAAUGUAUGGGUCAGUAAAGUCUUGGAUUUAAACGCCUUGGAAAGCAGCAGCUGGAAAAAGUGCCCCGCCGGGACGUCCGGGUCCGGGACGUCCGGGUCCGGGACGGGACGCUGCAGCUCUUUCAUAUUUAGACCGUUUCUCAGUUUUCCAUCAGAUUGCACAAAACUUUAUGCAAAUGCUGAGAAAAUCAUUUGCGUAAUUUUUCAAAGAAUGAAACUGUAGCCACUUGUUGAGAUGUUUUAGUAACCAUAGUUCAUAAAGACAGGAGAAGAUAUGAGAAAAUCCAUGAGCUUUUAUCUGUAAAGUAUUUACAUGUUAAAUGUUGCAGUUUUUGGUAACAUUGCCAAUUUAUUUAGGCUUAAAGAGUUUAACAAGCUUUUCUAGUUUAGCAAACAACCAGAGCUGGCAGGACUGCUGUCUUCCAUCUGAUGUAACAAAAAGGAUUUAUUCUAAAUAAAAAAAGUUGAUCAUAUAUUGUUUAUAGCAAAAUGUAAACUAGCGCAUAUCUGAUUUUUCAGAACCACAAAUAAAAUAAAUCCCAGAUUGCUGCUAAUCAGGUAACGCUAGCAAAUAAAGAAAUGCUACUAAUGUAAUCGAUUUGUUUUAAAAACCUACGCUUUGGAAAUUAUUCAUACAUAAAUGUACCAAACACACUUUAUAUUACACAUAAAAUUAGUAAAUAUAUACUGUAUUAAUAACCCUAAAUCAGGCCGUCAUGAGAACAGAGUCUCACCGUUUUCUCUCUGAAACCAGUUCAGUUCUUUAUUGAGCUGAAGUUUCCAAAAAUGAGGUACAAAAAUAAUAUUUUAUUGGCACAUUUUAGGGAGGUUAAAGUCAAAAUAGGGAUAUUUUCUGUCGUAUUAUUACUGUUAUUCACUGUUUGAUUACAUUUAGACAAAGUAGAGUUUAUUUAUCUAUUUCCAUUUAGUUUGAAAGCCAAACCAAUAUUUAAAGGUUUAGACCUUUAAAACUAAUCUAAAUAAAUAGAAGCUCAUGUCAAACUGCAUCACCGUCAUUUCAAGUGGUUAAAGGGACCAAGCUGCCAACAAAUUAAUAUUUUAUUAUUCACAAAGUGGUUUUUUAAAAUACAUUCCUUCCACUUUUUUCCAAUCAUUUUGAGUUGAGAAGGAAAACAAGAUGAUUUUUUUUUGUUUUUCCUUUUAUUUACAUCUUCAGCAAAGUGGCUGUUUUCACAUGAACUGUUGACAUCAGAACUAGAAUUUCCCUUCAGUUGAUGCCAAAUGUUUUAUCACCAAAUCUGAGCCUUUGAGGCUUUACUGCUGGGAAGAACUGGGUUAGCAGUAAAGCCACUGGUUCCACUGGUUCCUCUGGUUCCUCUGGUUCCACUGGUUCCUCUGGUUCCACUGGUUCCUCUGGUUCCACUGGAGAAGUGUUGAGAAAGAAAAGUCAAAGCCAUUUGAUUCUCCUGUUGGAGCAACGUCACGUUAUUUGUCUAAAUGCCUGAAGAAUGCAGGCAAACUGAAAAAUUGUUCUUUAUUCUAUUCAUGUACGUAGAUGUGUGUGUUUAUUUUGAACGUGGAUCCAGAGGACGGUACACACCCAAAACUUUAUUAUAAAUUUCUUUUAAUCCUCAAGACUCAGCAGCUGUGACUUGAUCUGAAACGUUCAAUUUUAGCGCACAGAGAAACGGAGAUGAAGUUUUCGUUUUUAGCGUCGAUCUGUCGUAGCUUAGCCGCUUUCCCACCCAGAUAUAAACAUAUAUGUAAUAUGUAGUUUACCCAAAGCUCUUCAGUCAAAAUGUUUAUAUUCCCAGUUCAAAUGAAAGCAAGCAAGAUGUCGCCUCAGUUUAUUAGAACGUAACACAUUAGAAAAACAGGAACAUCAAGGACCUGCUGUGGAGUUUCAGUCUCAACUGUUGAACCACAAAUGAAAUAUUUUCAGCAGUUUUUAUCCAAUGUGAUUGCUUAAAACUAGUAAAUGUUUGAAUGACCCUGUACUUUAUGUCUUAUUGCAAAAGUCCAAACGAAAUCCAAUAAUAAUAUUAAACAGAAAUUAAUUAAAGUUUCUGGUUUCCAACUGCCUUGUUUUGGAGCACAGCACUUAAAAUCCAUAACUUUUACAUUUUUUAAACUUAUAGUAUGAAGGCAUUUAAAUUUCUGAGUUUUUAAAUUAAAAACCAAUAAAGAGAAUAAAUCUGUUUAAUUUGGUGUCAUAAUUAGGAAAUUUUAUUGUGGUCAUUUCCCACUGUGUAUCAGAUGCAUCAAAAAGGAAGAACAUGCAAACUUACAUUCAUCUAACAGAAUUCAAAUGUAAUCAAAUAAAAAUAUUUCUUCAGUGAUUCAAGUUCAAAAGUGAAAUCUAUAUUUUAUAUAACAUAUAUGACAGAGUGAUAUAUUUCAAGUUAUUAAAACUACAUUUCAUUGAGGACGUCCUUCAUGCAAAAGGAGCCCCAACCAAGUAUUGAGGACAUCAUUUACAGCAGGCCCACAUUUCUGAAAUAAUCCUUCAAUUUCUUUUAGAUAAUAUUCACAUAAAAAAAAAAAGGUUUUCAUCAACUGUAAGCUGUAAUCUUCAAAAUGAAAAGAAA